Vittaforma corneae ATCC 50505 is the source of this 3810-nucleotide messenger RNA. RefSeq lists its product as uncharacterized. The transcript has a single exon. Gene Ontology annotation, biological process: vesicle transport along actin filament; actin filament organization. Gene Ontology annotation, cellular component: myosin complex; actin cytoskeleton; cytoplasm. The record is from RefSeq and is a predicted model, not a curated record. Gene Ontology annotation, molecular function: microfilament motor activity; ATP binding; actin filament binding. The coding region runs from base 1 to 3810 and encodes 1269 amino acids. NCBI's taxonomy places the organism in Eukaryota, Fungi, Microsporidia, Nosematidae.
AUGGACUCGGACGACCUAUGCAAACUAAAAAAUUUGGAUGAAAGCUCUCUUCUGGAAAAUCUCAGAAAAAGAUACUUGAAUUCGCAAAUAUAUACAAAUUCGGGGCUAUUCCUUAUUUCCAUCAAUCCCUACAAGCAGAUAGAUCUCUAUACCGAGGAGGUAGCAGGACUGUACAAGAAAAAGGCUGCUGGCAAAGGAUUACAGCCACAUGUAUAUGAAGUUCUAGAACAGUGUCUGAGAGAUAAGGACGUCUAUGGCGAGCACACGAUCAUCAUCAAUGGCGAUAGCGGUGCGGGGAAGACAGCGUGUGCAAGAUACAUGCUAGAAUACUUGGGCGUUCCUGCUCUCAGGGAUGCUGAUAAUAUUCUUGAGAGUCUUGGAAACUGUAAGACACACUUAAAUGAUAACAGCAGUAGAUUCGGAAAGCUUAUAAGGUUGGAUAAGACAGUAAAAAUUGAAACCUAUCUUCUUGAAAGAUCUAGAGUUACAGGCUAUCCACCAAACGAAAGGAAUUUUCAUGUAUUUUACUAUAUUUUAGCAAAUAGAAAAGAAGCCUUGGUCAACGACUACAUCAAUUUCAACUGUAGCGGCAUAAACCGUGAACAACUGCAAAGCCAGACGCUAGACAGCGCUUUCUUCAGCACCGAAUCGCUCGCCAACUCAUAUAAAAACCUAUCGGACUCAUUUUCAAGACUUUCAAUAGAUUUCCAAGAAAUCGAGAUAAUACUGAUGGGAAUAAUCUACUUGGGCUCGGUGGAAAUUCAAAACCAAUCGAUUCUGAAGAAUAAAAUGUAUUACUCUGUCAUUGAGCUUCUUUGCUUGGACGAAAAAAGAUUCGAUGAGUUUCUUUUGACUAAAAAAUUUAAAGUACGGAUAAGUGAUAAAAGUGAGGUGAUACUAAAGAAGUUAUCUGACUCAGAAAGCUAUACAAUGAGAAAUUCGCUUGCAAGGCUGCUGUAUGAGAACCUGUUUUACUACGUUCUGGAUAAAAUUAAUGCCAAGCUCAAUGGCAUCUCCCUUGGUAUUUCCCAGCUGAACAUUUUAGACAUUUUUGGAUUUGAGAAGUUUGAAAAGAAUGGGCUAGAUCAAUUUUGUAUUAACUGGUGCAACGAAUGUAUUCACGAUCACUUUGUGAAAGACACCUUUGAGUAUCAGAAGAGCAUUUUAAUCUCAGAAGGCGUGGACUCGUCGAGCGUAGACAGGCUCCUGUCGAAAAGAUAUGAGCAGAGUGGGUAUGCCAAUGGCACUACCGACAGUUUUAGCAGCAAUAGUAUCAACCACAUUAAGAUUUGUGGAAACGAAUCACUUGACAAUAUUCAGAAGAAGACUGGUGUUGCUGAUCUUAUCAUCGAAGAAUCUCUUAUAAAUGGAUCGGCAAGUAAUCUUGCGCUGAAGCUGCAGAACUACAUGAAAAUGCGCAUCAAGCCCGGGAAUGCUCUUGUGUUUAAACAUUUUAAUGGAUGUGUUGAGUAUUCGCUUGACGACUUUGUGGAAAAAAACAGAGAAAAAUGCUCUUUUGGCUUUGAGUUUCUUUCAUUAUUUGAGAACCAAAGUAGAUCCAGCGGGUUCUUUGACUUUCUGUCUAAAUCACUUGUCACAUGCGAGAAUGUUGUUGGAACAUUCAGAAGCAGUCUCAACCAUCUCUUUGGGGUUAUCAGAAACACUCGUGUGAAAUAUAUUAAAUGCAUAAAACCUAACUCGGGAAAAACACCCCUUAUGUUUGAUGGCGAAUUGGUUGCAAAACAGCUUAGAUCAGGCGGAGUGCUUGAGUCCAUUGAGCUAAGCAAGCAUCUUUUUCCUUAUGUGCUGGACUUUCCCACAUUUGCUGUCAGAUAUCCAUUUACCACACUUAACGAUCCCUGUCUAACCAAAGGUAAAUCAAAGGUGUUUUUAAAUAAUGAGGGUUUCAUUGAUCUUGAAAAUAGAAGACACAUAUAUAUCGAAUCUUUUAAUGAGCGGAUACGGGAACUUUCCAGUGUUUUUGUAACCAAGAAGAUUAUGUCUGAAAUUAUUCAAUCUAAGAAGCCGAUGAAAGUGGCCGAUAAGUUUAAUACAAGCAGCACAGCUGAAAAAGUACUCGUUAAGAGCAUGGAUGGUACAAUGAACCUGUUAGAUAAGGAUGAAAACAAGUGUUCGUCGUAUGUAAAUAUGAUGAGAAAAAAUGAAGACCAGUACAUGAAGCUGCUAUCUAGAUUGGAAAAAGACGUCAUUAAAGAUGUUAAUAGUGCAAAUAUAAUUUCUAAUCCAGAUCAGCAGUUCCUGCAGCACUCAGGCCCUCUGGAAACUCUCAAAGAUGAAAACAAAACUUUGAAAAAAAUUAUUUCAGAUCUGGAAAAUGAACUAAAAAUAAUAAAGCAUAUGAAGCUUUCAGUCAAAAAUAUAAAUUCCCAGGCUUUGAAUGUGGAGUGUGAGGCCAAACAGGACCGUUCUGUGAGCAAUGAGCUAGAAAUGCUACAGAAGAAAUUUCAGGACCUUGCAUUUAUCAGUUGCUAUCCUAACGAUACUUCACCUUUUGGGGUAUUUAGAUCACUUGUUGAUCUUUUUAUUGAAAACUUUCCUGUUUAUUCCGAACAGCAGUAUUCAAGGGAUGACAUUCUCUGCUUCGCUCAGUGUGUUUAUUAUAUGGUCUGCUCUUCGUUCCAGCACAACACCAAAUACUCCUUUGAUGUUUUCAUUGAGGAGUUGAACAAGCAAGCAUCAGUUUUUCAGGAAAGCCUAGCGGGUGUUUUGUAUGUUUUGAGCAACCUUAUCGAGCUUAGAUGCUUGUUUAAGGAAAGACAGGACACUCUAAAAUCUGUUUUUAAGGAUGGAGCCGAGACCCUCAAAAAGCUGGCAGCGCAUCCUUCUUCUCCAGAGUUUCUAAACACGGAUCGCACUGGAAGCACAUCAAGGCAGGAAAUUCCAAUUGAUAGAAUAUUAGACGACAUGACAGCUUUGGAUAACAAUGAAGUAUUGAGUAUUAGAAUGCAUGACGGGAUGCAGAAGAUUUCACAUGAUUUCAGUACUGAAAUAGACUUUAUUAGAUACAUACUAAGUGAGCUAGACAUAUCGAUCAGAAAUUUAAUGGAGCAUUUUGGGGUGUUACUAACUGAAUCUCUGUCUGACAUCCUUCCCCAUGUUAUUCUUGACUAUGAGCCGUUAAAAGAGUUAAAUAGUAAGAUCAAAGCCGCAAGGAAAUGGCUAUUUCCCAGACCCACCAUUUCUCGAAUGAUUCAGUAUUUAGAAUAUUUCUAUGGGAUAUCCCACUACUACUACCUGCCAGCCUCGUUUGUCCUAAGCGCUAUUUCAUUUUCACUGUCAGUUGUCGAUCAAAUAACCUUUAACUCAAUUUUAACGAGAAAGGGAUUCUUAAAUUUUAACAAGUGCUAUGAAAUUAAGUAUAAUCUGGCCGAGAUUGAGAAGUUCUGCUUUAAUAUUGGGUUUAGAGAUGGGUUCCUGAAUCUCCUGCAUGUGAAUGAGACAAUGAAGAUUGCGAGCGCCAUUUCCAGACUUGAACUGUUCCAAGAAUCAGACUGUAAAACAGAAAGCGAAAGCAAUCAUUCAGAGUAUCACUUGGCAUAUAACUCCGCCCAGGAAAUCAUAGACAAUAGUUUUUUGAACUGCAACCAAAUUAACUGUAUUAUUUCCAAAUUUGAAGAGUCGUUAUUUGAAUGCAAAGAUUACGAUCCAUACUCGUGCAAAUUUAUUUCAUCGCCAAAAAUUAGCUGUCCUGACCUAGAUCAAUGUUCCUCGGGCUCAAAAUUUGUAGAGCCUUCUUAUCUCCCGCAGAAGAGUCUAUCAAGGAUUCUCCAUUAUUUCCACGAAUUGUAA